CUUAUGCGCGGCUGGGCCGUGCGCCAUGGAAGCCUAGCGAGCGCUCAAUGCAGGUGAAUUUCCUUCCUGCUUAGCUCUUCUUGUGGAGGCUGUGUUGAGUGACUAUCUAUUAGAGAUGCAGCUCAAGCGUCAGCUUCAACAGGAGAGGUGGCGGCCAGAUCUCUUGCACAAUUUGAAGGGCAAGGGAUCCCCCAUUUCGUGUUGGUUCUAGCUGCCGAUCCCAGUCACGGUGUAAUCUCUUUUAAAGUAUUCUGUGCUCACUCACAACCUGCCAUUGGCGGGCCAGUGGCUCUGUACGUGUGCCAUCAUGGUUGGAACAAGGGCCAAUGAUGAGAUGCAGGCUGGUACUGCAGAUGUUUUGGCCACACCACCUUUCAAUUCAGAGGCCCUAGGUCCAAAAGAGACCAAUAUGGCUGGAGACUGCCUGCUGGUGCUGAUGAAAGGGCAUCCUGGUACAGGGAAGAGCACGCUGGCUAGAGCCCUUGCGCGCGCACUGUGCUGCCCCCUGAUCGACAAGGACGAUGUACGGGACUGCACAAUGCACUUGGAAGCAUUGGAAGACGCCUCUUCCAGCACCAGCAACCCUCCAAGAUCUGGUGAUAUCCCUGCGACCAUUCUGAACGACCUCUCUUACCAAGUCAUGUGGAGGAUAGCCGCCACUCAACUUAGCCUGGGUCUCACUGUGAUCGUCGACUCUCCCCUCUCCUCGUUACAACGAUUUCAGGAGGCCGAGCAGAGUGCUGCCGCCACUGGGGCCAGGAUUCUCGUCAUCGAAUGCGCGCCAUCCAAAGAAGAGGUCUGGAAAGAAAGAGUAGAGAGAAGAGCCGCUGCGGCGGCCCAGUCAGCGUCCUCUUCGGGUUGGCACAAGCCGUCAACUUGGGCAGACAUCGAAGUGUUGAUGAGCAGGUACCAAGGCUGUUGGAACUAUGACGUUGGCCUUAACCCAAAACUGACGUUGGACACGGGUGAUUUUGUGAUAUCUCCAGAGCAGCUGCUUACGCAAGCAUUGGACUUUGUACGAACAUAUGCAGCCAAGAGUUGAUGAGUCCUCGCUUCUACCUUUCUAGAUCUCUCUACUUACAUGCUUGUCAUGUUUGGCAUUGCUGAUACGCUGC
Klebsormidium nitens is the source of this 1115-nucleotide messenger RNA. NCBI's taxonomy places the organism in Eukaryota, Viridiplantae, Streptophyta, Klebsormidiophyceae, Klebsormidiales, Klebsormidiaceae. The record is from the annotation of a GenBank genome assembly.